Molecule: messenger RNA, 864 nt
Organism: Acanthoscelides obtectus
Lineage: Eukaryota; Metazoa; Arthropoda; Insecta; Coleoptera; Chrysomelidae
Source: the annotation of a GenBank genome assembly
AUGAGUUUCUGCUCUGUGCUCUGUGCAGCAAAACCCAAGAUUGAAACUCAUCCCUUUAGCAUUUGUUUGAUUUCCUUUAUUCCAGUCACGAUACCCACAGCUAACAACAAACAAUUACUGAUUAGGAAGCAGUUGGCAUCAAUACAUUUCACGAACAAAUUAUCCAGCAAGGUGAGAAAACGGACAUCGUCUUCAACGAUUAUAAAUAGUUGUAUUAAAAGGUCUUAUUUUCCUAAAAGCUGGAAGCUGGCCUGUGUUCUUCCAUUAGCUAAGGUUAACAGUCCAUCAGAAUUUGGUCAACUACGUUCAAUCUUGCUUUUACCGACCCUUUCUAAACCUUUGGAAAAGGCAAUCGCUAUACAAGUUGCUAACUACGUUUUUGCCCACAAUAUCAUCCCCCCUAGAGAGUCAGGGUUCAGAACCGGGUACAGUUGUUCCACAGCAUUAACAGAUCUUGUGGAUGAUGUCAUCAGAGAACGGGAUGCGGGAAAUGCUACUGUCUUGGUGUUAUUGGACUACACGAAAACAUUUGACAUGAUUAAUCAUGAGAUACUAGUGGCUAUUUUGAAAUAUAUUGGAUUAGAGCAGCCGGCCUAUGCAUCAAUAAAUUCUUUUUUAUCUGAAAGGAUGCAGCGCAGGCAUCCAUUCAGAGUGUCUACCUUUUCGUUCAUCCUUACUCCGGCAGCCAAUGGCGAGGUGCACAAAUCGAGUCCGGCGACAAAGAAAGAAGUGUUUCCAAGACUCGAAUUGAAUUUUCCCGGAAAGCUAUCAUCACCGGAACAAAUGUUUAUCUUCAGCUCAGACCCGGAGGCGUUUUAUCCGCAGCCGUUACAAGCAACGCAGACGAAAGACCAUCGGUUCUAA